CCAAUGGUAUUCCGUCUUCAGGAAUCCAUCACUAAUGCCACAAUAGACACACUUUCACCAUCUAGCUCAGACUAUGAUGCCACAUUUGGUCUCAGACACAGGCCUAAUGGCCCCAUUGUGGAGACAAGGGACCUAGUACCUGGAUUGCUUACAGUGCUACCUCUGAUAUCAGCUAUUAGAAGGGACUUUGUUCCCGAGGAGGAAGAAUGUUUCACUAUACGUAUAUUCCCUGUUGAUGUUCCUGGUCGCCGUGAGCUGUUUACAUGCAAUGAAGAUGGAGCAGGUGCAGACAAUUAUUUCUGUGAACACACCAUCUGCAUAGAAAAUUAUGAAAUCGGGCCAUUUGAAGUUGCAUUUGUGAAGACAGCCUACACUGUUGAUGAGAGUGUGGGUGCAGUGAAUGUGUGUGUCAAUCUCACACAACCAGCAAUUGACAUUCUUGAUGAAACUGCCAAUGUAUUUGUCAUCGAUAACCCCAGUUCAGUCUACAUCCCAGCUGGUACUCCAAUAGCAACUCCUGAUCACCCUAAUUUUCUAAGUCAAAUACCUAAUGAUACUAGGAUCUGACUAUGAACAGCAGACAAUAGCUGUCAAUUCCAUUGAUGAUUUUUUGAUUCAUGAAUUUAGAAGAAUCAUCUGUUACAAUCAGACUAUAUAUGAUGAUUUUCGUCUGGAGAUGAAUGAAUAUGCAGGCCUCACAUUGGG
Molecule: messenger RNA, 705 nt
Organism: Geodia barretti
Lineage: Eukaryota; Metazoa; Porifera; Demospongiae; Tetractinellida; Geodiidae
Source: the annotation of a GenBank genome assembly